Molecule: messenger RNA, 1284 nt
Organism: Syngnathoides biaculeatus (alligator pipefish)
Lineage: Eukaryota; Metazoa; Chordata; Actinopteri; Syngnathiformes; Syngnathidae
Product: trichohyalin-like
Exons: 4
Coding region: 148-993 (281 amino acids)
Source: RefSeq, a predicted model, not a curated record
UCGCUGUCUUUGAUGCUUUGUGACAUGUUUGUCUUUGGGGACCUCGACAACACUUUGGAGUCGCACAAGUCGUCCUCGUGAACUCGUUCGUCUGCGUCGGACUCGCUUCUCUGCUACUAUUGCGCGUGCAGCUUUCGCGGGCGCGGCAUGGAGUCGACGUGGAGCCGUCGGCUGUCCGACUUGGCGGACGAAAAGACGAGCUGGACCGGCCCGCAGGUCCGGCGGCUGCUCCAGGAGCUGCUCCUGGUCCACCGCGCGGACGUGGACCGGGUGCGCUCGUUCUGGGUCGACGAGUUCGGCCGACUGCAACGGGCCCGGGACGCGGCGCUGAAGGCGGCCGACGACGAGUGGCGCCGGCUGUGGGCGCGCCGCGAAGACGACAUCGCCCGCCAUCUCCUGACCAUGAGGGAAAGCGUACGGCUCCACGUGGAGAACCACUGGGACAACAUGGAGUGGCAUCUGGACCGGACCGUGGACGAGUGCGACGAGGAACUGCGCGGAGUCAAGGCCGCCAUGGAGCGCAAGGUCGAGGAGAAGGAGAAGCAGCUCACCCGGCUGCGGCAGCUCCACGCCGACACGGCGGCCAGCCUGGAGGAGAAGGAGGAGCAGAUGAGCCGAGUCAAAGACUUCCUGCUCCUCCUCAAGUCCAGCCUGGAGGACAAAGAGGAGCAGAAGGACCGGCUGCAGCGGCUCCAGCGGGAGCGGCCGGAGAGCGAGCGCCGGAGGAGGCGCGCCGACGAGCCGGCCGAGCGUCCGGAGCCCGAGCGGGAGGCCGGCGCCGGGGCGGAGGCCCUCAGGCGCCGCCGGCGCCUCCACGGCGUCAAGAGUCUGGUCAAAGGCUUCGUGGGACACAACGCCCGCUUUACGGUCAGCGGCGCCCGACUGAAGAGCGACACGGACAAAGAGGACCAAAGGAGGGAGAAAGAGGAAGAGAAGGAGGACAAGAAAGAAAAUCGGGGGAGAAGAAAUUUGCCAGCUGGCAAAUUCUCUUAGUUGCUGCCGAGAGGUCGUUGGGCCGAGGACCCCCCCACGAAAACGAAAGACUUUGCCUGCCCUUUUUGCCUUGGCGGGAUGCAAAAGUUGUCCGGCGACUCACAAAGGUGAGCCUUUUUGUCCAAAGUCUCCGGGACUGCAACGGUCAUCGCCCCCCUCCCCCAUUUGUCCGGAACUUGUGAGAUGAAUGGCAGUCAAGAUGGUGGAAUGGAAAUUCUUUGACUUCGCAAAUGGAGAAUGAUUUUCCUUCAAAGAUAUUUUGGACUGUUCAAUAAACUGGUGGGCAACGGA